AUGAGAGGGAAACAUCAAGGUGAAGCGCAAAACUCAUUCAGCGCUCCAAGCGCUUCUGCCCCUCACCACAAAUUGGGCCCACCAAGCCACCGCAGACCUGCAGGUAGGAACCGAGGCCCUCAUCAACCAAACUUGAAAUACCGUGUCGUGAAUAAGUCCGAAUCGGUUUCUUCCUCCAAUUCUCACUCCGUUAAGGAUGUCAAUGUUGAUGCCACUGUCGCAUCGCUAAAUCGCGAUGGCGAGGACGGUGGCCUUGCCUUCGAGCUCAACACAGUCGAUAACAUCGAUCGCGUGGCUCGUUCCAGCAAGGUCGAGGAAGGAGGCGGCGACGACGACGACGAUGAUGAUGGUGAUGAUGAUGAUAUUCAGACUAGGCUUGAUAAUUUGCUCCGUAAAAUUGAGGAACCUGAAUUGUCCGAGGAGCAGAUCAGAAUCAAUGAUCAAUUGCAGCAAGAUGAGGUAGAAUAA
Molecule: messenger RNA, 468 nt
Organism: Sphenostylis stenocarpa
Lineage: Eukaryota; Viridiplantae; Streptophyta; Magnoliopsida; Fabales; Fabaceae
Source: the annotation of a GenBank genome assembly